Molecule: messenger RNA, 528 nt
Organism: Ectocarpus sp. CCAP 1310/34
Lineage: Eukaryota; Phaeophyceae; Ectocarpales; Ectocarpaceae
Source: the annotation of a GenBank genome assembly
AUGUACGAAGUGAUUCGCAGCCGCCAUCCGAGGAAGGAGGAGGCAACCCUUCGGAAGAAGGUACGAAGCGAAGACCACUUGGAGACAUACGGGAAGUUGAAAGAAGGGAUAAGGAUGAAGAGUUACUUGGACGGCCCCAUGGACUACGCAAAAAAACUGAAGUUGCAAUUUCGAGUAGGCGAUCUGGACUUGCCAGAACGGAGGAAGAGGUACAGCAGCCGUAGGAGAGAGGAAGAGGAGGAUAGACAGACAUGUCCAUUUGGCAAAUCGGAGAAGAGUAGACCCCACAUAGUUGGGGAGGGUGAACUGUACAGGAAGGAAAGAGAGGAUCUCGAGGAGGACAUGAGACAGAUAGGGUGUGACAUGGACAAGUUUGGUAAAUUAGACAACAGCGAAAAAACGAUCGCCGUAAUUGGGGAUAGAUGGUGGGCACAAAAGGCCGUAGAGGACUGGGAUAAGAUGUGCAAGAAGUUUUUAUGUAGUUUGUGGCAGGAACGUAAAGAGCUCCCAAAUGUUGGUGGUGUCUCU